UUCAGCGCAGUGUUUUGCAAAACAGCCGCAGGCAAAAGAGCGGCGAUGGCGGAGCGCACCAACACCAACACCGCAGGCAACAGCACAGGCGGCGAUGCUUCGCCUCCCGAACACCUUCGAAUGCGAACUGUCCGCUCCAACUCAACACCAGGAACGCGGAGGCCGUCACGGCUCACGUCGUCAUCGCGGCACUCACAGGUCACCGGCGCACAGUCGCCAACAGUGAGCCCCAUUGCAAAGCAGCAGCGCGACGCAAUGUCGUGCACAUCGCCGCCGUCGCCGGAGCGCCCGUGGCCUCCACAGCGCCAGCCCCGCAUCGAUGCUUCGCCGUCCCCAGACCGGUCAGGGCGGCCUCGACCGAUGCUCAGGCUCAGCGCAGACGCCAGCGCCUCAUCCACCCGCCUGCACCACAUGCACCAGUACGAGACGCACGGUGACCUGCGUCGCCUCUCAUCCCCGCGAAACUCCCCGCUCGUCCGCACAUUUUCCCGCGAACUCCACAAGUCGCUCAGCAUCACCUCCCUCAGCAUGGCGUGCGGCGGCGUGGGGAAGACGCCACUCGACCGCGUGCGCGGUUUGGAGAGCGAUCUUCUGAGCAAGUCGCUGAAUGCGGGCAUGCGUAUGGGCGGCAGCAUUGGCCGCGGCGCCCUGGGCAGCAGUAGCAGCAGCAGCGGUGGGCUCGGCGGCCUGGCUGGCAGCGGUGCACUGAGCAGGAGUGGCGAGAACAUUGAUGGCGGGGUGGCAACCCGUUCCACGCGCAGCGCAUCGCUCAUUGUUAUCCGCAGGACCGCGUCUGGCAGCUACGGCGGGGAUGGAGAUGACACCGGAAGUGAUGAGGGCGGUUAUGGUGGGUAUGGCGGUUAUGGUGGUGGUGGUGGUGGUGUGCUGACGGCAACCACGUCUCACCUGCAUGAACUCGGCAGAGGUGGCGAUCAGUACCCACCGCCAUACCACGGGCGCCUCGCUGCUGGCUCGUCGACAGAGUCAUUGGAGUUGCCGCACCCGCCGUCGUCGUCGUCGCUUCGUGGCGAAGACCUCAUGCGCGGCGAGAGCGUGGACAGCUUUGCCCUCCGCUCUCCGCAGGUCGACCCGUCCGCAGCCCAGACAACAGCAAUUUCGCCUGGACCAGUUGCGUUUACGUUCACGUCUCCGCCAAAUCUGCAGGCAGUGGACGCACUCGAGUCCAGCAACGACAGCACGGCUGUGAUGACCGUGGAUGAGGACGGGCGAAUUCUCACCGCAGACGCGCGCAUCCCAUCCCUCUUUCGAUGCACGGCUGGGGACGUCAUUGGACGCAACAUUGGACACUUUAUCCAGUCGCCACAAUCAAACAAGCGCGAUGCGUGGACAAAGGAGCAGCUCAUGAUCCCGACAUUUGGAAGGGUGGUGGAUGGAGAAGCGGAGGACGGUACACCAUUCGCUGUUGCGCUGUGGAUCAAGCCUGUCCUUCCACGGCCUGUGGUUCCUGAAGCGUCACAACCUGCCAUGAUGCAAUCGUACGCGGCUGCCACGACGACAGUGUCACAAACACAGCCGUCCUCGCCUGCACAGCCGACCGCCACGCAUGCUGUCGGUCUCACAUCUUCUUCAUCUUCACCUUCAUCAUCGUCGCGCUCCGCUCAUGGCGGUGUCAUCGUGUCGCCACAAUCGUUAUCCUCGUCCACAUCGGCCUCAUCAGCAGCAGCAACAGCAACAACAGCAGCAGCAACAGCAACAACAACAACAACAACAACAGCAACAACAACAACAGCAACAGCAGCAACAACAGCAACAGCAGCAGCAACAGCAACAGCAGCAACAACAGCAACAACAGCAAUAGCAGCAAUAGCCGCAGCAGCUAAAAUACAGGCAACAGCCGCCUCUGCACCCUCACAGUCGUCCCAGUUGCCAUCAACCGCAACCGCCCACACCGCAUCCGCGUCGGCCGUGUGCUCGCCGCCAUCUAGAGCAGCAGCAGCCAAGGCAGCCACGGUGCUUGCCACGACGCCUGGCCCGGGCAAACCCCGCACGAAGCCCACGCCAUCGUCGCCGCUGGCACCACGACGACAACGUCGCCUCUCCACUCUUUCCCGGCAGCAGCGGUUCGAUGCAGACACAUACGCACGCAGCGGGACCCGCAGUUUAGGCGCUGUGGGCGACAGCGGCGGCGGCGGUCGCAGUGGUGGUGGUGACGAUGGUGGUGAUGGUGAUGUGAUUGAUGAGGAUGAUGACAGUGACGGAGGGUUUGGGUUUGGAGGUGACAGCGCGAGCGUGAGCCCGCGUGGAUCGGUGGACGUCGACAUAAGCGGACGGAAGAGCGAAGGCGACGUGUUUAUUGCCUCCACCGCUGACGCAGCAGCAACACACCACCACCACCACCACGUGAGGCAGCGUCACUCCCUCCACACGGCCAACAGUGGCCAACACCAACACCACCAUCAACAACAGUCACACCAACAGUCACACCAACAACAACACCACCACCAACACCAACAACAGUCACACCAACAACAACACCACCACCAACACCAACAACACCAACAACAGUCACACCAACACCAGUCACAGCAGCAGCACUCCCGGUAUCUUGUGGUGCUGGAGCCCAUUUCCCGCUGCGUUGCCACGUGCGCCGUCAACACACGCACUGCACAACUCGUGUGGGCGGAUGCGGCGUUUCUGUCUCUGCACCGACUUUCCCCGUCCGUGAUUGCGUCACCGCCACCCCAACUCCUCAGCACCAUCCUGCCUGGUGUCAGUGUUGACGCAAUGCAAGCAAGCGCUGCCGAUGGUGCACACGUGUACAUGUCGAGUCACCAAUUCAAACUUGGCGGCACUUCCACCUCCACCAGUUCCACGUCCUCUUUGUCUUCUUCGUCUGCUUCCACAGCGGCUGCGGUGCUGUUCCCGAGCGAGUUUGUCUUCUUGCUCCCGUCGCCCGAAGAAGUGGCGCAAAUGCACCAGGAUGGCAGCGAUGAUGAUAUUGUUCUGCUCCGACAACACAUCUACACAUGCGUGAGCGGGGUCAUGACGAUUGACGCGUUGGGGUUGGUGGUGCACUGCAAUGAGAACUUUGUUCGCAUCAUGUUUGGCCGCGACAAGUCGUCCGUUGUUGGCGAAAGCAUCGCGCUCCUCAUCCCAGACCUGAUCGACGUCGGUUCAGACAACCGCUGCACACCGCCAUCACCGCACGAUCUCCUCUCGGCAAACAUGAGCAUUGAGGGGCCUAUGGAUGUGCCGCAGCCGUUUAUCCUUGAAGGAUCGGGCGAAGCGACCGCAAUUUACGCCGAUGGCACAAACAUGCCAAUCACGUUUCAGCUUAGAAUGAUAAAAGCUAACUGCUGA
Salpingoeca rosetta is the source of this 3321-nucleotide messenger RNA. RefSeq lists its product as uncharacterized. Bases 46 to 3321 code for a protein of 1091 amino acids. The record is from RefSeq and is a predicted model, not a curated record. The transcript is spliced from 18 exons. NCBI's taxonomy places the organism in Eukaryota, Choanoflagellata, Craspedida, Salpingoecidae.